AUGAUUACUGAGAUACAACAAAAAAAGAAAUCAAAAGAGGCAAGAAUAGAAAACAAUUAUCUAACUACUGCCGAACAAUUAGAAAGACAGAGCCAAGAAUAUUUAAAAGAAAUAGAAUUAGCCAAAUUUCAUGAGGAACGAGGGAAAAAAGGUUGUGAUUGUUGGAGUUUUGAUAGUGAUAGUGGGAUUUGUAAAAAAUGUUCUAAUAGUGAGGGCACUCUUUUAGCAGGGACUUUCAUCUUCUUUUUAGUUUGUAAAUUCAUGGCCAUGCGGGGCUUAGUAAUGGCUGUUUUUAAGUUAUUCGCUCAAUUAAUUGGGAUUUACCGAUUAUUAUUGAUUUUGUUGGCAUAUAUUGUUUUUAAACUUAAAAUCUCUUAUAUGCCUCACACUUCUUAUGAAAAACUGUUACAAGAACUCUCUCAACUUAAAGCAGAAUUGGAAACAAUUAAAGAAGGAGGUGGAAUUAAAAUAAUCUUUCCUGAAAAAACUACUGCUAAACAAAUCAUUCGUAGAGUCAACCCUCGUAUUUUAAAAGAAUUACCUAGAUAUUCAUUUAACCCUACUAACUCUUCUAAUUUUAUCUUAGAAGGAGAUAAUUUGCAUGCUUUAUCUAGCCUCUAUCAAUACCGAAAUAAAGUAGAUUUAAUUAUCACCGACCCUCCUUAUAAUACUGGCAAAGAUUUUCGUUAUAAUGAUAAGUGGAAUGAAGACCCAAAUGAUGAAGGAAUCGGAAAUCUAAUUAAAUCUGAUGACCCUUCUAGGCAUACAAAGUGA
Diversispora eburnea is the source of this 774-nucleotide messenger RNA. NCBI's taxonomy places the organism in Eukaryota, Fungi, Glomeromycota, Glomeromycetes, Diversisporales, Diversisporaceae. The record is from the annotation of a GenBank genome assembly.